GGCGCUGAGGGCGGGGGCGGAGACAAAUGGCUCAGGUGGACCCGGGGCCGAAGCUGUGCUAGGGCAGCUUGUUUGCCGCUGCUGUGGUGCUGGGGCUCAGCUCGCCAGGCAAACACCCUCUCAGUCGGGGUCAUCAUGAGCCGUUUCCUGAAUGUGUUGCGAAGCUGGCUGGUCAUGGUGUCCAUCAUAGCCAUGGGGAACACACUCCAGAGCUUCCGAGACCACUCCUUCCUCUAUGAAAAGCUCUACACAGGCAAACCCAACCUUGUGAACGGCCUCCAAGCCCGAACCUUUGGAAUCUGGACCUUGCUCUCAUCAGUGAUUCGUUGCCUCUGUGCCGUUGACAUCCACAACAAGACGCUCUACCACAUCACGCUCUGGACCUUCUUCCUCGCCCUGGGCCACUUCCUCUCUGAGUUGCUCGUGUUCGGAACUGCAGCUCCCACCAUUGGUGUUCUGGCACCCCUGAUGGUGGCAAGUUUCUCAAUCCUGGGCAUGCUGGUUGGGCUCCGGUACCUGGAAGCAGAGCCUGUGUCCAGGCAGAAGAAGAGGAACUGAGGCCAGCUUCACUGCCUCCAGGAUGCCAUCGUCUUCCACUGCAGCUGUCUCCUGCCUUCCUCCUCUUCUCUUUAAUUUCUUUUUUGGCUCCAUCCUCAGCCCCUUUACCACUUUUAGCCUCUGCAAAUUUUUCUGGCUUUUGUUUUCCAUUUAAAAAUUUUUAAGAUGUGUCAUGCACAUCUUACAGAAAGCACAUCACACAUCUGUAUAAUUUGAAGAUAAUUUUAAAAUUGAUACUCUCCCUAACAGCGUCCAAGUCCAGAAAUUCCACACUUCAGAAGCCCACUGGGUCUUUCCCCGCCUGCAACCACUGUACACCCCAGGCUCCCAUUUCUGAAAGCCUUCCACUUGUUUUCCUUUUAUUUCCAUUCCUUGUUUGAUUUGUGGGCUGAGAACAUGGAACUGUGACACUCACAGCUGCUGCCUGCCCCAGCAGCUGUGACCAAGGGCUGCUCCCUGGUGGUGUCCACGUGCGUCAACUCCUUUCUGCAGCUGGACCUGAGACUCAGCUGUGCUGGGGACAGGCAGCGCUUCCUAGGAGGGCUCCUCUCACCCACAGGCAGAGGAGGGUUGGAGGAGUCUGGGCUAUUUUUAGACCUUCAGGUCAGCUCUAUUUGUGUAACAAAUUUUGUAAUUAAAAAACAAAACAAAAACCU
Octodon degus (degu) is the source of this 1214-nucleotide messenger RNA. It is a transcript of the gene Erg28, whose product is annotated as ergosterol biosynthesis 28 homolog. Lineage: Eukaryota; Metazoa; Chordata; Mammalia; Rodentia; Octodontidae. Bases 136 to 558 code for a protein of 140 amino acids. The transcript is spliced from 5 exons. The record is from RefSeq and is a predicted model, not a curated record. Gene Ontology annotation, molecular function: protein-macromolecule adaptor activity. Gene Ontology annotation, cellular component: endoplasmic reticulum; membrane.